Molecule: messenger RNA, 858 nt
Organism: Arabis nemorensis
Lineage: Eukaryota; Viridiplantae; Streptophyta; Magnoliopsida; Brassicales; Brassicaceae
Source: the annotation of a GenBank genome assembly
AUGGCUCCUCCAGCUUUGAUAUUAUUUGAAGAUCGUUACAUCCAAAAAUCGAGUGACAAUGAGUGGAAUGGUUUCAACGUUUUUCCGGGAGAAAACCCUAACCCUAAUUUUAAUUUCUUGGUGAAGAAGGCGGACGUCUCCCCUAUUGUUUCCCGUGUAUCGGUGAAAGAUGAGAGCUUCAGAAUGGUCUUACCUCCUGCGAUGUCUCCACCAAGAGACACUGCAGUUCCGCUUCCUGUUCUUCCGCAGCCAAUGAUGAACUCACGGAAGAAGCUUAGCCACCAAGAAUCAAUGCUUUCUCUACGAAAAUCUCGGUAUCCCGAGAAAAAACUCUACCAAGAAGAAGAUGAUUUCAAGUGCAAUGCCUUCUGUUUAUCCCUCCCUGGUUUCGGGAAGCAAAAACCAGUGAGAUCACCGAAAAGCGAGGAUUCUAUAAAGAAGAAAAUGAUUAAAGCGUCAUCCUUCUCAAACUCCACCGUCUCGCUGCGUGCUUCGCUCGAGAAGUUCGAGUGUGGCUCAUGGGCUUCAACAACCGCUCUGGCCCGCGAAAACGGCAGAUUAUACUUCGAUCUGCCCGUGGAAAUGAUCAAAUUCGGCGGUGGAGAUGUGCAAGAACCAGUGAGCUCAGGUUUCUUCUUUGACAAGGAAACAGGAGGUCUAGCUUUGAGAAGCGUUCUAAAGACUUCUCCAUCGGGAAGACAACAAAGGGUUUCCGCAGAAACGUCACCGCAACGCCGAGUCAGAUUCUCGACCGCGACCUCGGAAUCUUGCCCGGCUUCGCCACGAUCUUGUAUCACCCCACGGUUGCUUAAAGCUAGAAAUGACUUCAAUACGUUCUUGGCAGCACAGAACGUGUGA